GCCUGGCGCCGCGGACACGACACAACACAACACAACACAACACAACACAACACAACACAACACACACACACACACACACACGUACACGUACACGUACACAUACACAUACACACACACGGCCGAGCCACGCGUGGGGAGAUCAUGUGACGAGUGACGUCAGGACGUUUAACGAACAAUUAGGGAAGUUUUUUUUUUUGGAGGCCAUUUCCGGUGCGGGCAGCAUUAUGUUGUCUCUGCUCACCUGUUGUCACCUGAUGACGUCACUGCUGCUCUGCUGCCUGGGCCACGCCCACGCCUCCAGGUGGCUGAUUGGCGAGCGAGAGCACCACUGCGGCGGCGUCUGCACGCGCCCGCAGGCCAAGCCCGUGUGCGGCUCGGAUGGGCGGAGCUACGAGAACGGAUGCGAGCUGCAGAGGGCGCGCUGCAAGGACAAGAUGCUGACGCUGGUGCACCGCGGCCGCUGUCGAGGAAGAAGCUGGGCUAAGCCGGAUCAGUCUCCGGCGUCUCCGGCGUCUCCGGCGUCUCCGGCACCGACGCCCCUGUCUGUGGGCGGAGAGAUGGCGCAAACAGACGUGGCUCAGUCCAAGUGCCGUGUGGAGAGGAAGCAGGCUUUGGAGCAAGCAGGGAGGCCCCAAGAGUCCAUCUUCGUCCCAGAGUGCACCGAGGACGGGUCCUUCUCCCAGGUGCAGUGUCACACCCUGACGGGCUACUGCUGGUGUGUCACCAGUGACGGCAAGCCGGUGAGCGGCUCCUCUGUGCACAACAGGACUCCGGUGUGUUCAGGCUCGGUCACUGAUAAACCUCCUGCUCAGCCAAGCUCUGGUAGAAAAGUCUCUUUCCGCUUCUUCCUCACCCUCAAUCCAGACGACGGCUCCAAGGCCACACCCACCCUGGAGAGUCACGUCCCCCUGGUAGGCGAGGAGAUAACUGCUCCUACGCUAUGGAUCAAACAGUUGGUGUACAAGGAGAAGCAGAACAGUUCCACCUCCCGGAAGCAAGAGAAAGUUCCGUCAUGUGACCAAGAGAGACAGAGUGCUCUGGACGAGGCCCGGCAGAACCCUCGCGAGGCCAUUUUCAUCCCCGACUGCGGGCCCCGGGGCCUCUACCAGGCGGUCCAGUGCCACCAGUCCACAGGGUACUGCUGGUGUGUGCAGGUGGACACAGGAAGACCCAUACCAAGGACCUCCACCAGGUACCAGACGCCAGAAUGUGACAAAGCGCCACGGUCUCACCUCCCAGACUCAGAAGAUCUUUUCCAAGGCAGAGACCUGACAGGUUGCCCCGAGGGGAAGAAAGUGGAGUUCAUAACGAGUCUGUUGGACGCCCUCACCACAGACAUGGUCCAAGCCAUAAACUCACCAGCCCCCUCUGGUGGAGGGAGGUUUGUGGAGCCUGACCCCAGUCACACGCUGGAAGAGAGGGUGGUGCACUGGUACUUUGGCCAGCUGGACAUCAACAGCAGUCAGGACAUCAACCAGAAGGAACUCAGGCCCUUCAAGAGGUACCUGAAGAAGAAAGCCAAGCCCAAGAAGUGCGGCCGCAAGUUCAGCGACUACUGCGACCUCAACAAGGACAAGGUCAUCACCCUGCUGGAGCUGAAGGGCUGCCUGGGAGUCCGCAAGGAGGGUGCACCAACAGCAAGCAGCCACCAGGGGACAAGCGUGAGGCCAGAAGGUGCCAGGAGCCGCCAGGAGGGCCGAGGGCACAGAAGGAAGGCGUCGGCACGCUCGCAUGGCGGCGCCAAGAAGAAGGACGCAGCGCAGAGGAAAUAACUUUCCCGGAAAAGACGAAAAUGCGGCGCCAAAUAUUUGCACUUCCUCCUCCCUGGUCCUAUUUUUUGUUUCUUUCUUUCUUUCUUUCUUUCUUUUCUCCGGCCUCAUGUGACUUUUGGCUGAGGAAACGUUUGUUGGAACCCAGCUGUGACUCCCCUGGCUGCCUUCUAGAAGCAUCUAGUGCCGCCUUCUAGAAGCAUCUAGAGCCGCCUUCUAGAAGCGUCUAGAGCUACCUUCUAGAAGCAUCUAGAGCCGCCUUCUAGAAGCAUCGUGUCUGCUUUCAGGCGUCCUGUGUUCAGCAAGGGGGAAGAGAAGGUGGCAAGCUGCAGUCGGCUAGGAAACGUACCGUAUUUUCCAGACCAUAGGGCGCACCGGGUUAUAAUGCUCACUGCCGAUGAAUGGGCUAUUUUUGGUCUUUUUCAUAUAUAAGGCGCACCGGAUUAUAGGGCGCACUGCCGAUGAAUGGGCUAUUUUUGGUCUUUUUUCAUAUAUAAGGCGCACCAGAUUAUAAGGCGCACUGCCGAUGAAUGGGCUAUUUUUGGUCUUUUUCAUAUAUAAGGCGCACCGGAUUAUAGGGCGCACUGCCGAUGAAUGGGCUAUUUUUGGUCUUUUUUCAUAUAUAAGGCGCACCAGAUUAUAAGGCGCACUGCCGAUGAAUGGGCUAUUUUUGGUCUUUUUUCAUAUAUAAGGCGCACCGGAUUAUAAGGCGCACUGCCGAUGAAUGGGCUAUUUUUGGUAUUUUCCAUAUAUAAGGCGCACCGGAUUAUAAAGUGCACUGCUGAUGAAUGGGCUAUUUUUUUCAUAUAUAAGGCGCACCAGAUUAUAAAUCGCACCGCCGAUGAAUGGGCUAUUUUUGGUCUUUUUUUCAUAUAUAAUGCGCACCAGAUUAUAAAGUGCAUUGACGAUAAAUGGGCUAUUUUUAAUCUUUUUCUCAUAUAUAAAGCGCACUAGAUUAUAAUGUGCACUGCCGAUGAACGGGAUAUUUUUGAUAUUUUUUUCAUAUAUAAAGCGCACCGGAUCAUAAAGCGCACUGCUGAUGAAUGGGCCAUUUUCGGUCUUUUUUCCAUAUAUAAGGCGCACCGGAUUAUAAAGCGCUCUCCCGAUGAAUGGGCUAUUUUUGGUAUUUUUUCAUAUAUAAGGCGCACCAGAUUAUAAGGUGCACUGCCGAUGAAUGGGCUAUUUUUGGUCUUUUUUCAUAUAUUAGGCGAUUUGUUUUCAUAUAUAAGGCGCGCCGGAUUAUAAAGCGCACUCCCGAUGAAUGGGCUAUUGUUGGUCUUUUUUCAUAUAUAAAGCGCACCGGAUUAUAAAGUGCACUGCCGACGAAUGGGCCAAUUUUUGGUCUUUUUUCAUAUAUGAGGUGCACCGUAUUAUAAGGCGCACUGCCGAUGAAUGGGCUAUUUUUGGUCUUUUUUUCAUAUAUAAGGCGCACCGGAUUAUAAGGCGCACUGCCGAUGAAUGGGCUAUUUUUUUAAUCUUUUUUUCAUAUAUAAGGCGCACCGGAUUAUAAGGUGCACUGCCGAUGAAUGGGCUAUUUUUUUUAAAUCUUUUUUUCAUAUAUAAGGCGCACCGGAUUAUAAGGGGCACUGCCGAUGAAUGGGCUAUUUUUUGGAUCUUUUUUCAUAUAUAAGGCGCACCGGAUUAUAAGGCCCAUUAAAGGAGUCAUAUUAUUAUGAUUUGAUCACUUCCUUGUGGUCUACAUAACAUGUAAUGGUGGUUCUUUGCUCAAAAUGUUGCAUAGAUGAUGUUUUACCCAAGUUCCUUGGGUGAAUAAUAUAAAGUCACUACACCGGUAUGUUUUAGUGCUUUCAUGGUGAGUCUCUUAUGUAUGACUGCCAUUAUAUUGCAGCCUACACAUAUCUCUUAUGUGUGACUGGUCACACUGAUCAUUACACCAUCUACCAAAUAAAAUAGCUUUGAGGUCGGUAAGCACAACCAGAAUGGUGGCGUACAAAAGGCACACCGUCCUGUUUUGAGAAGCUGUGCGCCUCAUAGUGGGUAAAAUGCGGUAAAGGUGAAUGUGUGGCGAAUAUGAGAUUUAGGACUGACUUAGUCCGAGCUCUGACUCCAAUGUAAGACUGCAUUUUUCAGCCAGAAAAAAAAAGCCUGACCAAGAUGGAGGUUUAGUCUUUUUUUUGUUUUUACAAGCGAGGUGGUUGCCAAACAACUUCUCCAUAAAUGACUCAGAGCUUUUCUUCCCGUCAGCAGCGACCCAAGCCUUUUUUUUUAUGGUGACCUGCCAGAUGUUAUUACACCCAUAGUGAAUACCUUCAAUUUGCUCUUUUUAUUUAUAGGAGUUCCAAAAUGAAGAGAAUUACACGCGCACACCAGCAGGUCGCAGCUUUUCUAUCUGUCACUCACGCGUCUUAGAGAGAUGACAGUAUGCUAAAGAAAUAUUACGUAUUGCAAUCUAACAAUUGGGAUUCCAUGCAUACUUAAAAUAUCAUUGUUUGUCUUAUUUGUUUACCCAAAACAGGUCUUUUAAAAAAGUAGUAAUAGAAAAAAUCCCGGAAUGCCGCUACUUUUUUUUUUACUACACUUUGAACCCUGCGGCUUAUGAAAUGGUGUGGCUAAUUUAUGGAUUUUUCUUUGCUGACGGCCAUAAUAAAAAAAGUUUUCCAUACAGAAAACUCGCCAUCUUUUGGACGAGUCCGCUCGCUUCUAUUCAGCGCUUUCAAGCGGAAAGAGACGGGCCGCUUGGUCUCCGAGCCGUCCAUAGCGUUCUACUCCUAUGGAAUCUUCAUUCAUCACUCCGAGCAAAGUUUGUAAGUUUUACAAUAUAACUAAAACCGUUUAUACUCACUAAACCGUCCCGCGUGUGACGUCUGUGGGAGUGUUUUCAUGCACAAUGUAGCGACGCUAGUGUCGUUAGCAUUAGCUGACAUGAUAACGCGUUUACAAGUGUCUGUGUUAGUAUAAUUACCUUAAAACAGCAUUUUUUUGUUUGUUUAAGUUUCAGAAAUGUCUCAGUAAAUUCCCCAAAACAUCAAAUCUGUUGCUUGUGGGUCCAUGACGAUGACUUCCGUUUUGUUUGAUCAGCCGUUUUACUGCCUUGCUACAGGCACCGUUUCCGAGUAAGGUAUGUAAAAAAACGUUUACAAAAUA
Molecule: messenger RNA, 4874 nt
Organism: Entelurus aequoreus (snake pipefish)
Lineage: Eukaryota; Metazoa; Chordata; Actinopteri; Syngnathiformes; Syngnathidae
Gene: smoc1
Product: SPARC related modular calcium binding 1
Exons: 14
Coding region: 225-1772 (515 amino acids)
Biological process (GO): extracellular matrix organization
Cellular component (GO): basement membrane
Molecular function (GO): extracellular matrix binding; calcium ion binding; heparin binding
Source: RefSeq, a predicted model, not a curated record